Messenger RNA from Amoebophrya sp. A120, 309 nucleotides. Lineage: Eukaryota; Dinophyceae; Syndiniales; Amoebophryaceae. The record is from the annotation of a GenBank genome assembly.
CGCAGCUGUAGAAGUAGUUGGAACAAGUACAGUACAAAAAGGCAAAAAUCAUAUAAGAAUUUGCAUUUCAAGCCCGUCCGAGCAACGGAAUACCAUACCAGAAUGACCUCGUCCUCGACGAGGAGGGAGUCACCUGUGCGCCCCCGCCGCAGUACAAGUGGUGCUAGAAUCUAUGAGCAAGUGGGUAACAUGCUGACUGCGAUCCUCUUUAUCGCUUCGUGGGCGACGGCACCCUGCGCAACUUCAGCAGCGGCUUCGGCUUCGGCUUCCCGCCCCGCGCCUCCCCCGCUCCGCGUGCACCUUGUGCCG